Papaver somniferum (opium poppy) is the source of this 1332-nucleotide messenger RNA. RefSeq names its product zinc finger BED domain-containing protein RICESLEEPER 2-like. The record is from RefSeq and is a predicted model, not a curated record. The coding region runs from base 1 to 1332 and encodes 443 amino acids. Lineage: Eukaryota; Viridiplantae; Streptophyta; Magnoliopsida; Ranunculales; Papaveraceae. The transcript has 5 exons. Gene Ontology annotation, molecular function: DNA binding; protein dimerization activity.
AUGUUUUGUGAGGUUAGUGGUCACAAAGGAAUUGAUAUUGGUGAGAUGUUGGAGAAGUGCUUGUCUGAUUGGGGGCUUAAAGAUGUUUUUUCUGUCACUUUGGAUAAUGUUAGUGCCAACAAGGUAGCAAUUGAUUAUUUGACCACUAAUAUUGUUUCAAUGAAAAGGGCAGAAGAGAGAGCUAAGUACUUGCAUGUAAGGUGUGCAGCUCAUGUACUUGCACUUGUUGUAAAAGAUGUUAUAAGGGUCUACAACAAAUCAAUUGCAAGAAUAAGGUCAGUUGUCAAGUAUAUAAAGGGUUCUCCAUCUAGGUUGGCUAAGCUGAGGCAUUGUGAAAAUUUAGUUGGAAUAGAGUCUAAGAUAUCAUUGAUAUUAGAUGUUAAGACUAGAUGGAACAACACAUUCUUGAUGCUAGAGGCUGCACUAGUGUUUGAAAGAGCUUUCACUAGGUUAGAAAGGUAUGAUAAGGAAUAUCAGAAGUUGUUUUAUUUCCCCACUAAAGACAAUGAGAAAUAUUUUGAUAUAGAUGUUAAUGUAUUCUUUGAUGCCACGGUUGCAUUUUCAGCCUCAACUAAGGUAACAACACAUACAUUCUUAUGGCAAUUAGUUAUCAUUUAUGAACAACUAGUUGAGUUUAGAGAUAAUGUAGAUGAAGAUCCUUUUAUUGCAACUAUGGCUGCCAAAAUGUAUAAGAAGUAUAACAAAUAUUGGGGUGAUUAUGCAAAGAUGAACUCUAUAACUUUUUUUGCCAUGUUGUUGGAUCCUAGAGAGAAAGAGAAAGGACUAGAAUUUGCUCUUGAUUGUUUGUAUGGGAAGAAGUCUCCAAAGGUUGAACUUGUUAUGAGGAGCGUGUUAUUGGAUUUUAAGAUUCUAUUUGAAGAAUAUAAGGAUGUGUAUUCAGUUCAUGAGGAGGAGUCAAGUACUUCUAUGCAGGGGCAAGCCAAAUCAGUGGUGAGUAAACCAGGGGAAGGCCCAAGUCGUAUGAAAGAGUUGAUGUCAAGGAGUAAGAGGUUCAAGAGCAACCCAGAUGAUGAUGUGGGAAAAACAGAAUUAGAUAGAUAUUUGAUAGACAAGUUUGAAGAAGGUGAAGGAGAAGAUGGUGAUGAUGAUGAGUUUGACUUAUUGGGUUGGUGGAAUACCAACAGUAACAAGUAUAAGAUACUUGGACAUAUGGCUAAGGACAUACUAGCCAUUCAUGUGUCUUCUGUUGCCUCUGAAUCUGCUUUUAGCACAGGAAAGCGAGUGUUAAGUCCUUAUGACGAUGUCGAAGUUGAAGAAGAGUUACUGGGUCCUAUCAAAAAUAAUGCCACCACCAGUGCAACCAUGGAAUAG